Messenger RNA from Paramecium tetraurelia, 2211 nucleotides. RefSeq lists its product as uncharacterized. The record is from RefSeq and is a predicted model, not a curated record. Lineage: Eukaryota; Ciliophora; Oligohymenophorea; Peniculida; Parameciidae. The transcript is spliced from 2 exons.
AUGAACAAAUUUGAAGAUGAUUUGAAAUACGCGCAAAAAGCUAAUGGAAAUGAGUUUUUGAAUUGGUUACAGAAUCUAAGCUUUGAACUAAUUAAAUAGAAAGAAUAUUCCUAUAGUUAAGAGUUUUUGAAAAAUUAACAUUUGGUGUAUGAACUAAUUUUCAAAUAAGAUGGCAUAUUGAAUAGUAGUUUUAGAACAACCUAAAUGAGAUUUGGAUCUAUAGAGGAUACUCUAUUUUUUAUUAAAAUUCUUAAUAUCCUCUCUCCUAAUGAAUCAUCAUUCUAUCACUCAUUACCCUCUGAAUAUCCCUUUAAUCCAGUUCAAAUUGAUAUUUUACCUGCUCAUUUACAAUUAUAUUUUAAGGAUUCUUCUAUUGUUAACAUGAAUUCAUAAUUUUAAACUUUCUAAGAAAUAUUUUAGGACAACAUUUUAGUAGAAAAAAAUCAACUUAAAUUCUGUGUUAGCGCUAAAAUGAUGUUUUGGAUUUAUUUAUUAAAUGGAGCUGUAAAUUUUAAAGAAAGCGCAUUACAUACUACAGAAAACAGCUAAAAAAUUCUAGAUUGUGCAUUUAGUAAGUGCAAAAAUAAAAGUAGUACCAAAGACUUUUUAUUAAAAUAACUAACUUUUAAUCCUUACUUAAUCUUGGUUAGAAGAAUCAUUGAAUAUAUGGUUGCGUAGAUCAAACCAAAUAAUCCUCUUUAAAAUAAUUAAAAUAAGUAAGUUACUAUUUUCACAUUUCAAUAAAUGAUAAUCUUAUUAUAAGAAUAUUCUAUGUAUGAACAUUUAUAUGUAUCAAAAUUAAUUGAUUUAAAUCUAACAACUGAAUAAUAAAAGUUAUUUUAUAAAAUCAAACCAAGUAGUGUUAUAUUAGAUACUCAAAUGAUGUUAAUAUAUCUAACUAUAUUCUUUAAUAAUAGAUUUGGAUAAGACUUAGAAGCCACAUAUACAUAAUUUAAACAUUUUGUAAGGAAUACUGAUAUCUUCAAUAAACAAAGCUAAAUAUUCUAUUAAAACAGGGGAUUCUUUUAUGAAUGCGGAAGACAAAAACAGUUAAUCACAUACUAAUAAGGAUUAUAUAAAUUUUUAUAGAAUGCCUUUGAGAUCUAUCACACUGAAAGAUAAUGCAAUCAAAUUUCAUUACUUUCCCAUUUAUCCACAUAUGUUUUAUUUCUUAGAUAAUAAUUUGCAGUCUAUGAAAAUUAAAUAUAUAAUUAGGUUUUGAUAUUUGAUUAAGCCCUUAUAUCUUGCCUAAUAUCACAAAAUACUAUAUUAAAUUAUCUUACUAAACAAUAAAAUUUUUAAUUCAAAAGUAAUAAUCCAAUUACUCGAUUUAUCUUAAGUGAAUUGCAACCUAUAUAUUAAAUAUGUAAAAACAAAUUUGGUUAAUCUCCUUAAGCGAUACUGUUUAAAGAAUUUAGACCUUCAAAUUUAUUUCAAUGCAUGGAUACUAAAUUUAAUGGACAUCAAUAUUAAUUAGAUUUUCAUUUUAGAGAAUUAGAUUAACAUAAAAAUCAUAUGAAAAAUCUUCUAAGGGUAUAUUACCCAUUCUUUACUAAACUAUUAAUUACUAUUUUUAAAUCCAUCAAUAAUUUAAACUACAUUAGUGAAUCAGAAUAUCAAGGAAUAAUGCAUUUAUUUACAUUUAUAUAUUCUUAGGAUUAGAAUUCCUUCUUUUGUGAUUUAUUGAAGUUCUAGAAAAAUUAGCCUUACCAAAUUCCUGCAUUCUCUGAAGUCAAGAACUUCUGUGAUAUAUACAUCUAAGACAACAAAGAGGAAGAUUUUUUGAUAAAAUAAUGUGAGAAUAUUGAGAAAUUGAUUCAACAAAUCAUUAUUCAAUUGAUGCAAUUCUAGCAGCAAAAGAAGAUUAAAAAUGAUAAAAUUGUGUUUUUUUUAGGUUAACAAUUUAACAUUCCAAUCUCCACUAUAAAAGUAAUGCCCAUAAGAAAUUAAAGUCCCUCCAAAAGUACUGGAAGGUUAUCUAGAACGAAAAUUUAAAUUAAUGAAUGGAAAGCACCUUUGAGAGAUUAUGAGUUUUAUUACUUCUUAGUGAUUAUGUGGUAUUUAAGCUUAGGACUAGAUAAAAUUCGAGGUUUAGAAAAGAGUGAUUAUCCAUCAACCUAAUGGCCUAGAAAGUUAGCUUCGCCUGUGAAUCUGCUAAUUGUGUCAAUUCUAACAUACAUUGUAGUAAGUUUAAUUUUCAUGCUCAUUUGA